Messenger RNA from Plasmodium reichenowi, 5169 nucleotides. RefSeq lists its product as hypothetical. The record is from RefSeq and is a predicted model, not a curated record. NCBI's taxonomy places the organism in Eukaryota, Apicomplexa, Aconoidasida, Haemosporida, Plasmodiidae. Gene Ontology annotation, molecular function: zinc ion binding. The transcript has a single exon. Bases 1 to 5169 code for a protein of 1722 amino acids.
AUGAACAAUAUUACAAUUCGUAAACCAUUAUUUGAAGUUCCCAAUGAAAAUAAGAGUAAUGUCCUGAAAUAUGAAAAAGACAAUGAUUUUAAUAAUAAAAAAAAUGAUCCAUCAAAUUUAAAAAGCUAUAUAAGUUCAACUUUACCAUACAAAAGAAUUGAAAACAAUUAUCAUAACUAUAAUAAUACUACAUAUGAUGAAAAUAAUAAGAAUGAUGAGGAUGAUAUACCUUUAGAUUUAAAUGAUAAAGAAAAUAUGAACUUUUUUGUUAAUAAAAAAAAUAUACAUAACUCGAAUUUAAACUAUAAUCAUGAUAAUAUCUUACAAUCUUAUAGAAAUGGAGAAAUAAAUACAAACUAUAAUAUUAUGGAUAAUAUGUAUGAUGUAUAUUAUAUUAAUAAAAGUAAAGCUAACCUUAACGACUAUCUUAAACAUGUUAAUAUUAAUCAUACCGCACCAUGUAUUGGGGAAUUUAGAACAUGCAUGAACUGCUUUUUAAAUAUUUCCACACUAUUCUGUAAAACCUGUAAUAUAUUCUUAUGUGCAAUUUGUAAUGUAAAACUACAUAAUAAUAAAUCCAAUCAUAUUAUAAAUGUAGCCAGUAGCGGGUUAUACGAAAAUAAUGUUAAAUUUAAUGAUAUUAUUUUAAAAGAAAAAGAUAAAUGGCUUGUUGAAUUAGAUAAUAGCAUACCAAUAAAAAUUCGAGAAAAAUGUUCUGUUCAUACUAAGGAAUAUAUAAAAUAUGUAUGUAAAACUUGUAAAUAUACACUCCUGUGUGCAGACUGUUUGUUAAAUGAUCCUGUACAUGUUCAGAAUAAAAUGGAAAGUGACAUGAACGUAAUGGAAAAUGACAUGAACGUAAUGGAAAAUGACAUGAACGUAAUGGAAAAUGACAUUAACAUAAGAAAAAAUGACAUGAACAUAAUAAAAAAUGACAUGAACAUAAUAAAAAAUGACAUGAACAUAAUAAAAAAUGACAUGAACAUAAGAAAAAAUGACAUGAACAUAAGAAAAAAUGACAUGAACAUAAUAAAAAAUGUACCUGAACAAAAGAGAAAAAACGAACACUUUCUUCCUGAACACGUUGAGGAAAAUAAUGAUAAUGACCAUGUGAGUAGUUUAUUAAAUAGCAUUAAAGACGAUGAAAAAAUAAAUGAUGAAAAAAUAAAUGAUGAUAAUAUAAAGAAUGAGAAAAAUCUAAAAGAUAGUAAUAAAAAUAAAAGAGAAAAUCAAUAUAUAGUAAGUAUCUAUAAAAAAGAAGAGACAAAUGAUUCAAAUAAUAAAGAUGUCAUUAAAGAUGUCAUUUAUAAUAACGAUAUUGAUAAAUUAAAACCUGGGUUUAAAUUGAUUAGAGGGGAUCAUGAAAUUUUAACAUUGAUUGAUGCAAGAAAUGACAUAAAAGAAGAAUUAAAUAACAAAUUAGAAAUAUUGUGUAAAAAAUCUUUAAUUUUAAAAAAUACAUUGCCUUCUUUGAGAAAUAUUUGUAAAUAUGGAAAACUUACCUGCAAAAAUAAUAAAAGAUCCAUACGAUCUGGAUUUACUGUAACAAAUAAUAUAUUGAAUGAUAAAAAAGUUAAGAUUCAUAAUGAUUUAAAAAAAUUACAAGACAAGAGUACGAACUUUUUGAAAAAGUUAGAUCAAGAAAGAAUAAAUUAUCGAAAUUAUUUAGAAAAGAAAAAAAGUGAAUUACAACAUAUGAUAAAAUUGAGUAAUAAGAAUGCAGGUUUGGCAUUAGAUUAUUAUGUACAAAAAUUAGAAUCAUUUAAAUGUUUGUUUUUUACAAAAGAUAAUUUGAUAGAUAUAGAAAAAAAAUUGGAAGUACCUCAUUCUCAAAUAAAAUCAGAAUUCUUGUCAUUUCUAAUAGAAGAGAUGAAAUAUGAUAUAUUAAAUUCAAAAAUGAAUAUACAAAAUAGAUGUCAGAGUAUAACAAAAGAAUUUGAACAAUUAUUUAAUUGUAAUAUAGAAAUUCCUGUAUAUCCAGUACAUUUUAGAGAUUUUUUAAAGAAGAGAACAUUUAAUAAUAAACAAGAAGGUUUAUUAAUAAGUAAUGAUAAAAAAAAAAAACAACAAUAUUUUCAUAUAUUACCUUUUACAGAUUUUUAUAUGAAUAUCGAAAUAUCUUGUCAAAUCAAAUGUAAGAGAAAAGAUUCAUUACAUUCAAAAUGGGAAAAAAGAACUGUGUCGGUUCGUUCCAUAUAUUUAUGUAUUCAUACACAUUCAAGAUAUAUAAAACAAUCUAAUAAAUAUCAAAAUGAUGAAUUUAAUGAAAAUGUUUCACAUAAAAAUGAUCCCGUGGAAAGCAUCGUAUAUGAGAUGGAACAGAACGAAAUAAAUGAACAAGAAAAGAGAGAUAGACAAAUGUUAGGAGUAGAUGGAAUGGAAAAUAGGAAUAAAAUUGAGAAUUACGAACAUAUAGAUAAUGCAAGUUGUGAAAUUUCAAAUAAAGAGAAUUGCUUAAUUCAAAAAAAUAUGUCAAACAAUUUAAGUAACGAUAUUGAAUCUAUUAUAUGUCUUAGUAAUGUUGAAAUAAAAAUGUUCAAUGACCCUAAUAUAACAAAUAUAACUAUAUUAGAAAAAAGAAAUUAUUCCUAUGGAAUAGAGCUAACUGAAUAUAAUGAUAAAAAAGAUUUAGUUGGUUACUGGCUCUUAAGUCAAAACAAUGAAAAAGAUAUGAAAGAAUUAUAUCAUAUAUUAUGUACUAUUAAAAAGAAGAAUCCUAAGGCAGCUCGUAUACCUUCAUUUUAUCCUAAGAUAAAUAUGAAUAAUUCUAUGUUUGAUUAUCAUGAGAAUAAUAUAAGUACGAUAUAUAAGAAUUUUUCGGCAAACCUUAUGGAACCGUCUUAUUUUAUUAAUACAUCUGAACAGGAUAUAAAUGAAAGAGAUGAAAAAUAUUUAGAAGCAAGUAUUAAUGAUUAUAUGAGUGAUGAUAAUAAAAAAAAAAAAAGAUAUGAUAGUAUCGAAUCCUUAACAGGUAGUGAUAAGAUAAAAAAUGAUCCAAUUUGUCAAGGUGGGCAUAGUUCUAGUUUAUUAUAUUAUUAUGACAACAAUAGUGAUGAUAAUAAUAAUAAUAAUAAUAAUAAUAUGUAUCGUAGUAGUUGUACUAGUAGUAAUAAUUAUUAUAUUUUAACAAAUGAUAAACGCCUUAAUAUGGAUAAUUUUAUAAACAACAAUUUAGAUAUAAAUAAUUUACAAAAUAAAGUUAUCGAAAAAAAUUUAGAGAACAUAAAGAAUGUUAAAUUAACCAAAAAAAGUAACUAUGAACAAUCAAAUAACAUGAAUUCCAAGGAUGAGUAUAACAUAUCUUCAGAUAAAAGUAAAAAAGAAGAUACCUUAAAUUUAAGCAAGAAAUCAUCAUAUGAAUAUAAUAAUAAAAUACUUCGAUCAAGAAGUAAUAAAUCUUUGAAUGGUACUUAUGAAAAUAAUUUAUGUACUGGAAAAAAAAAAAAUAAAGGAACUGUAUUAAAGGAUAUAGAACAUAUAAAUGAUAUACAGGACAAAUAUCCUGAAGAUCUAAAUAUAGAUUGUGUGAAAAAAUAUGUAAUAGAAAAUGAAGAAAGGCAUCUAUUGCCUUUAGAAAUGGAGUAUAAUUUUGUGUCUAGUGAAGAUAAAUUCGGUUUACAUAGGAUAAAAAAUGACAAUAAUACAAUAUAUAUGAAACAUCAAAAUGAUGAUAAUUUAUAUGAUGAUAAUAAAAAGGAACAUGUAUUAUUUUUUGAUACAAGUAAAAAUGUAUCGAUUCAAGGUAAUAAUAAUAUAAACAGUGUAAUGAAAACAAAUCAUUAUGAAGUCGAAAAGAAUAAUAAAGACGAAAGAAAUUAUGAUAAUUUUACAUGUAACAAAAAAAAAAUAUAUUACAACAUAAUAAAUAGUGACAAAGAAAUGUACCAUAAUAAUAUUAUAUAUACAGAAAAUAAAAAAGAAGGAACCGGAAAUAUUCAUCUUAAUGGUAAGUAUAACGAUAUAACCAACUUGGAACUUUUUAAAUUAGAUGAUGUUAAAGAAUUUCUGGACACAUUUAAGGAUUCAUAUAUAGAUUGUCAUAAUAAAAAAGGGAAUAUUUUAAAUAUGACGAAUAAGAAUAAAGAAGAUCAUGAAAUAAUUGAUGUUCCUGAUAAAAUAUUUAAUGAAACUAAUAUGAUUACUAUGGAUAACAACAAAAUGUAUGAUGACAAAAAUGUACAUAAGAAGAAAUGUACACAUAAUGAUGUCAUACAUCAUAAUAUGAAUAUUUUAAGUACUUCAAUAAAAAAUAAUGAGGAAAAUUUAUUUAUAGAUACCUAUCAAAAACAAAAUCGUAUUGGAGAUAUUAAUAUGAACAGGAUUAAUUUUCUUCAAGAAGAUGAUGAUAAAAAAAAAAAAUUAAUUUUAUUUGAAUAUACCAAAAAUGAUCAUAUGAUAAAUAAUAAUAAAAACAAUUUAGAGGGUAUAGAAGAAUUCUCCGAUUUUAUUGAAAAAAAAAAAAAAAAUAAAAUAAAAAAAAAAAUAAAAAAUAAAAAAAAAAAUGAAUCUUAUCAUAAAAUAGAUGAAUCAUUACUCAGUAAUGAAAAAAAUAAUAAAGUGUCCUUACUACUAAUAAAUAAUAACAAGGACUCUUCAUCACUAGAUAAUAAUAAUAAUAAUAAUAAUAAUAAUAAUAGCUUCUCAAAAGAUAAGAAUCGUAUAAAUAAUGAAAAAAAAAAAUUUGAAAUAAUAAAAAAGGAAGAUGAUGUAGAUCAUCUGAAAUGUUCCUUAGAAAAUAAUAGCAAUAAUAAUAAUAAUAAUAAGAAGAAGAAGGUUAUAAAAAAAGAAAUAAUAGAAGAUAAAGAAAAGAAUGAUAUUUACAAAAGAGACAAUAUAUACAUUAAAGAUGUAAGUGUAGUAUCUCCUCUUAUAAAUAAUCAUCCUAAUUUAAAUACCAUGAGAAAGGACAUAACCAUUGAACCUCUCAAAAUAAUGAAUGGAAAAAAUAAAUUAAUAAAGGAUUUAAAAAAAAUUCAAGAACAAGUUGAAAGAAAAAUAAGGAAAUAUAAAAUACAAAUGGACCAAGAAAAUAAGAAGCCACCACCUUCAAAAAAUAAAAUUAAUAUGAAAAGUAUAAAUUUGGAGAUUCACCAUGAUAAAAAUGUAGAUUCUCAAGGUAUUGUAGAUUAUGUAUUAAAUCAAAUAGGCAACAAAAAAAUGGGUCAAUAA